Messenger RNA from Hordeum vulgare subsp. vulgare (domesticated barley), 768 nucleotides. RefSeq lists its product as uncharacterized. The transcript has 3 exons. Lineage: Eukaryota; Viridiplantae; Streptophyta; Magnoliopsida; Poales; Poaceae. Bases 179 to 715 code for a protein of 178 amino acids. The record is from RefSeq and is a predicted model, not a curated record.
AUGCAAUGGCUUCACUACAGUAUCUAGUUGUUGCUCGAGCUUAGGCAUUGCUCCUUGGUCAAACUUCACCAAUUUGAUGUCCCCAAAGUUUCCAAACACAAGAACUAUGAGGCUUCUGAAAGUCCCAAUCUGGAAACGAAGCUCUUCGCCCUGAAACGACUUCUCCAACAAAUGCAGGAUGGCCAGAUUUGGCAUCUUCCCAAGAACUUCCAUAUCACCAUCAUGCCCCGAUAGCCUGGUGCUCCGUAAAUCCAGCUUCACAAGAUUCUGGAGCCUCUGGACCCAUCUUGGCAAUUUGACCAGAUUACCGUACAGCUUGAGGCUCUGGAGGUUUUCUGGGGGCGAGGACAUCCAGUGCAAACAUUCACACAAUCCAGGCUCUCCCUCUGAACGUAUUGACAAUGACUCAAGGCGGUUGAGAUUAUUGAUUGCUGAACAAAAUUCUUUACCAUUUCUCCUGUUGAUGCCAGUUACUGCUAACUUGCGUAACCAGGCUGGCUGGGAGGGACACACCCGGAAAAGCAGCUCAACCGCGGAUGCGCAUCAUUCCUACACAAAUGGUAAGCAAGUGAGGAGUCCAUUUCUCAAACAAGCACAUCACUGGCCGGUACAAAGUGCUUUUUACACCAAGCAGGCUUGCUCGUGCACGCACAACAACAAUGGAAGGCAUUUCCGGAUUUUUUUUGUUUUGACCUUUUGUCCUAACAAAUUCUAGAAUUAACCUUACUUUAAAAAAAAAUCAGAACUGACCUCUUUUGGUUACGCCAA